Indicator indicator is the source of this 587-nucleotide messenger RNA. Its product is annotated as thioredoxin. NCBI's taxonomy places the organism in Eukaryota, Metazoa, Chordata, Aves, Piciformes, Indicatoridae. The coding region runs from base 117 to 434 and encodes 105 amino acids. The record is from RefSeq and is a predicted model, not a curated record. Gene Ontology annotation, molecular function: protein-disulfide reductase activity. The transcript is spliced from 5 exons.
GGCGGCAGCGGGAUAUUGUUUAGGCAGCUAUAGUCGGCGCGGGGGGCCGCAGCCGAGCAGGGACGAUACUGUUGGCUGCCUUCUUGCUAUUUAGCCGCCGAUCCUGAGCCAUCGCCAUGGUGAAGAUAGUGAGCAACCUGUCUGAAUUCGAGGCAGAACUGAAAGCUGCUGGUACAAAGCUUGUAGUAGUUGAUUUCUCUGCCACGUGGUGUGGACCAUGCAAAAUGAUCAAGCCUGUCUUCCAUAAUUUGUCUGAGAAGUAUGGUGAAGUCGUGUUCAUUGAAAUUGAUGUGGAUGAUGCCCAGGAUGUGGCUACACACUGUGAUGUGAAGUGCAUGCCAACGUUCCAGUUCUACAAGAGUGGAAAUAAGGUGCAGGAGUUCUCUGGGGCCAAUAAAGAGAAGCUGGAAGAGACCAUUAAAAGCCUAGUCUGAUCUCUAGCCAUGGAGACGUUGAAGCAUGACUGCUUCGGCUAAAUUAUAGCCUGCAACUUUUCUACUUUAAAAAAAAAAAAAAAAACAACUUCUAACCAAACUAGCUAGGUGAAGUGAUGGAAACUGUCUUCUGGGUCUGUGUAAAUGAGUACA